Xiphias gladius (swordfish) is the source of this 4950-nucleotide messenger RNA. RefSeq names its product KIT proto-oncogene, receptor tyrosine kinase b (gene kitb). The transcript is spliced from 23 exons. Gene Ontology annotation, biological process: B cell differentiation; multicellular organism development; positive regulation of receptor signaling pathway via JAK-STAT. Lineage: Eukaryota; Metazoa; Chordata; Actinopteri; Istiophoriformes; Xiphiidae. Gene Ontology annotation, molecular function: ATP binding; transmembrane receptor protein tyrosine kinase activity; cytokine binding. The record is from RefSeq and is a predicted model, not a curated record. Gene Ontology annotation, cellular component: signaling receptor complex. The coding region runs from base 1 to 3078 and encodes 1025 amino acids.
AUGGACAUCACCUCGUUGACCAAGAAGUGUGAGGGGAGGCUGCCAGUUGUCCUCUUAACACUUUCACAUGGAUCCCAUCGGACAGAGCGGCCGAUCCCGUCGUAUCUGUUGAUCCGCACUUUCGGCAGGAAGUUCGACGAGUUCACCGAUGCGGAGCAGGAAGGAGUGGCUGGGAUCCAGCAGGACGGGGAGGAGAGGCGCUACGCUGUGUCUUUAAGCUCCGGUGAAAUCCAUCAGGGGGAGUCGCAGUCCACACGGCCGUCGUUGUGGUGCGAGCCGGUCAUCUCCCCCAGCGGGCCUCACACAGUGGUUCCCCGGAGGGGCAGGCUGGAGCUGCGUUGCCAUGACAAUGCCACAAAGCCUGGCGUCCCGUCCAGCUUGAGGUGGCAGCGGGAGAGGGCUCGCAGGCUGGAGGGAGAGGUGGAGGAGGGUGGAGUGGCGUACGUCAAGGUGCCAUCAGUGCAGGCCCUCCACAUGGGUCGCUAUGUGUGUGUCAACAACAACACACUGGAGCACAGGUCCAUCUACGUUUAUGUGAAAGACCCCCAGAAUGCCUUCCAGCGUACCAUGGUGAACGUCAUUCUGGUGCGUGCAGGUGAGAACUGCACCAUCCCCUGUCUUGUGACCGACCCUGAGGUCACUCUCCCGGCUUUGGAGACCUGUGAUGGACGGCCUUUGCCCUCCGGUAUGAGAUACCACAGCAACCUCCAGCGAGGUGUCAUCAUCAGCAACGUGAGAAAGGAAUACGAGGGCUGUUACGUAUGUGUGGGGCAGCUUGGUGGACUCAAAGUGACAUCUACCCAGUACACUGUGGAUGUACGACUUGUUCCAGUGGUGCCUCCAGUGAUCACACUGUCCCAGAAAGACACUGUCAUCUUGAGGACAGGAGAGCAGUUCCAGCUUACCUGUAGCUCCUCCAACGUCAACCCAGACUUCAGUCUCAAGUGGGACUUCCCUUCAACAGCGCAUCCUGAUGAAUCUCAGGCCUCACACAUCCUGUCCGGUUCACGUGGUUAUCAACGAGCCACCACGCUCUUAAUCACAGCUGUCAACCAGUUAGACUCAGGCACCUACCGCUGCUACGCCCACAACGAGAGAGGCACCAGUGCUGCAACGCUGCAGCUGGAGAUCCACGAUCAGGGGUUCAUCACCAUGUUAGGAAGUCCAGGUCCAGUCCAGGCGAAUGUUAAAGAGGGGGAGAGCCUGAGCCUCAGAGUAGAAUUAGAUGCCUAUCCUUCACCCAGCUCCCUGUCUUGGUCUUACAACGGCAAGCGGCUCCUCAACACCACAGAGCACGUCAUCACUAUCCAACGCCGCAAAUAUAGGUACAUCAGCGAGCUGAGACUAGUGAGGGUUCUCGACUCAGAGGGUGGGAUCUAUAAGUUCUCAGCCAGUCAUGAGGAUGCCUCGGCCGAUCAUUCGUUCCAUGUGUAUGUCAGCAGUAAGCCUGUUAUCAUCGCACAGGAGGGGCCUGUUGACGGAAAGGUGCGGUGCAUUGCUGCAGGUUACCCAGUCCCUAAAAUCAGCUGGUAUUUCUGUGAGCUGCCCCACACGAGGUGCUCUCACCUGGCCAAUGCCACCCAAUGGGAUACUCCGGAGGUCAUCGUGGUGACAGAGUCUGCGUUUGGUAGGAGUGAGGUGGAGAGCCGACUGAACGUCAGCAAGGAGCACGCACACUACCACACCUUGGAGUGUGUGGCAAGUACGGAGGGGGAAGAGGCCUACACGCUGUUCCCCAUCAGUGAACGCAUCGUCCCCCAUAAACUCUUCACUCCUCUUCUAUCCGGCAUGGUGGCUACUGGCAUCUUACUCAGCCUCAUUCUCCUGGUGCUGCUCUAUAAGUACAUGCAGAAGCCAAAGUUUCAAAUCCAGUGGAAGGUCAUUGAGAGUAUCCAUGGCAACAACUACAUUUAUAUUGAUCCCACCCAGCUGCCGUAUGACUCCAAAUGGGAGUUUCCUCGGCAGAAACUACGCUUUGGUAAAACCCUGGGCUCUGGGGCUUUUGGAAAGGUGGUGAGGGCCACAGCGUAUGGACUCUGCUCUGCGGAUACUGUUACAACUGUCGCUGUUAAGAUGCUCAAACCCAAUGCUCACGCCACGGAGAAGGAGGCGCUGAUGUCGGAGCUGAAGGUUCUCAGUUACCUCGGAAACCACGUGAACAUCGUUAACCUGCUGGGAGCCUGCACUGUCGGAGGCCCAAUUCUGGUGAUCACUGAGUACUGUUGCUAUGGCGACCUCCUCAACUUCCUGCGCAGAAAGAGAAAGUCCUUCCUCAAUUCCCAAGUUGGUGACAGUUACUAUCGCAACGUCUUGAACCAAACCGAGCCUACAAGCAGCGAGGUGACUGGUACAGGAUAUAUACCCAUGCGUCCCUCUGAGAAAGAACGGUCUUCCCAGUCAGAUGAUAUCGAUGAGAUGUCUCUGGACGCUGAAGAUCUCCUCAGCUUUUCCUACCAGGUGGCCAAAGGAAUGGAGUACAUUACUUCCAAGAAUUGUAUCCACAGGGAUCUUGCUGCCAGAAACAUUCUGCUGACUCAUGGCAGGGUGGCAAAGAUCUGUGACUUUGGGUUGGCACGAGACAUCACCACUGACGCCAGCUAUGUGCUCCGAGGCAAUGCUCGUCUGCCAGUCAAGUGGAUGUCUCCCGAAAGUAUUUUCGACUGUGUCUACACCUUUGAGAGUGAUGUGUGGUCCUACGGCAUCCUGCUCUGGGAAAUCUUCUCUCUGGGUAACAGCCCAUACCCUGGGAUGCAGGUGGGCUCAGCAUUUUAUAGGAUGAUUCAAGAAGGCCACAGGAUGAAUAGGCCGGAGUUUGCUCCUAUCGAGAUGUACGACAUGAUGCUGUCUUGCUGGAACCAUGAUCCGUUGAAAAGGCCUUCCUUUAGGAAAUUGGUGGAGAGGACUGAACUACUGCUGUCUGAAAAUACCAAGAACGUGUACCUGACGCUGAGCAACGCUCCAGGUCCUCCAGGGCAGCAGAGGGCGUCGUCAAGGAGGCUUAGCUCUGUCUGCAGCACGACAGCACCCACACAGCCUUUACUGCAGAGCACGGCCGAUGUCUUCCUGGACUAUGUCUAACAUGCACAUACAUACACGGGACCUUUCUCAAACCGGACCCUCCCCACUCCCAUUCCGUCACUGAGUGCAACCCUCCCUGUAGUCACACUCACAGCUGAAUAAAGCCUCCUUCACUAAGGUGUAGGUUAUAAACACAGCAGCAAGAUUCUGGACGAGUUUCCCUCUCUCUCCGGCGGAAAGAGGAACUGUUGUAACUCUUCGUAACCAUGGAUACGAUAGUGAUGGUUGUGAGGAAAAUGCAUUGGUUAUACACAGCACCAAAAAGGCGCGUGGAACUUACAUUUGUACGGAGUGCGUUCCAUGACACACGAAACGCGGGCGUUGCAGGUGCUCAGUAGGUCAGCAUCGUUGGAGGGCUUUAUAACCCACUUCCACUCCCCGCUAAUUGGUCUGGGAAUGGCACCGAGUGUGGCUGACCCUCCACGUGAACGCGCUAACGGAGCGGAAGUGGGUAGGGAGAGGGUGUAGCGGGUGGUUUGAACAAGGGCCACACAGACAUUUAUCAGUGCAUACACAAUGCUAUGAAAUAUAACCCCACCCCCCAUCAUUCUGUCCUUUUACUGCACAAACUACAAGAGCCAAAUACACUCUGUAAACUACUAACAACGCAUUCACUCAAACUAACUCUCAAAUGCCGGCCUUCCUCCUGCCUCACGCACUCGCAGACACACACAGAUACUGUAUAUAUACAAGCCUGCAAUGGGCUCUAAGUAUUGGCCUCUAUCUAAUCUUCCCAUUGGCGUAUUGAUCUUUGUGGUAAGUAUUUUAGGUGCGUGUCUAUAUAGAGCAGACUCCAGCACUAACCGCCCAUCAGAUACAUCAGCAACGGGAGGGGUUUUGGCUCACAUUCAGCCUUAGAUUACAUCUUAAAGUGCUUUGGGGAGAACAGAGACUAUAAGUACGAGUAAAUACCUGACCUUGGGGGAUGAUAUUGGACUGAGGCAUGGAUAAGUAGAGUCGGGUGCCUGAGGACAAGACUACAGGAGGCCUUUGUGUCAGACAACAAACAGUACAAUAUUUUAGGAAUUACAAUUAAAUGAUUUGUUGAUGGGAAUUAGGUGAGACCAGUCUCACGAGUCAUGUUAAUCAUGGAGCUGCCUAGCUUAGAAUAAAGAUAGGACACGGGGGGGAAACAGCUAGUUUGGCUUUGUCCAGCGAUAACACAGUUUGCCUACUAGCGCCUCUAAAGCUCUAAAGCCGGUAGGGGGACUUUAUGCUAAGCUAAGCUAACUGUGUCCAGGCCGCGGCUUCAGAUUUAACAAACAUAUAAGAGGGCGAAAGAGCUUAUAUCACAAAAUGUCAAACUAUUCUUUUAAAAUUCUUAAUUUACUGCAAGAGUCACUAGAUUAAAAAAACAGGUUGUCAGCAAAACGACCUUAAAAUAGAUUUAAUGGGCCUUGAAAAAAAGGUGAGACCUGAAGUCUAACAAAUGAGCCAUAGCAAGGUGGCAUGCAAGUGAUAUCUCCUGAUAAAAAAAAAAAAUAAUAAAAAAAAAAUACUAAAGCCAUAAGUCACAGAAACACCAAUUCCCACCUGUGCGUUUUAGCUUUGAGUACUGUGACUUAGCAAAUCUAACUGGUGUAUUGCUGUAUGUAUUUUAGGGAUAGCUUUACUUUAGUCUCUUUAGCAAAGCCACUGUGUCCAGGUGUUUAGGACUGAUUGUGUGCUCUUUUUACUUGAUUUAUGUCAAACAUGUAUGAAAUGUAAAUACAAUAGAGAUGUGCCUUCGGUUUUUUUGUUUUGUUUUUUGUUUUUUGAAAAUACUGAAUGCAUUUGGUUGUGAUGCAGUUGUUUAGGAGAGGGCAGCAAGAGAAGAGCUCAUGUACACUGGUUUUGAGGUUCUUGCAGUUUUGAUACAGUUGGUUGACUUGU